This is a messenger RNA of Aureobasidium subglaciale EXF-2481, 1455 nucleotides long. RefSeq lists its product as uncharacterized. The transcript has a single exon. NCBI's taxonomy places the organism in Eukaryota, Fungi, Ascomycota, Dothideomycetes, Dothideales, Saccotheciaceae. Bases 55 to 990 code for a protein of 311 amino acids. The record is from RefSeq and is a predicted model, not a curated record.
UGGCACUUUCCAUUUACUAAAACAACCAUCCUACAAGCAACAAUCACUAACACCAUGACCGAAAACACAUUCGGAAGCACUAUGAAGUCUGCGAUCAUCACUGCCUGGGGUGAAGCGCCAAAGUACAUUCAAACACCGAUACCUGCGCUCGAACCAGAUGAGGUUGCAGUCAAAGUCAUAGCCUCGGGCCUUCACUUCGUGGUCCGCUCUCUUGCCAGUGGCAAUCACUAUGUCUCUGGAGCUCUGCCAUACACUCCUGGUGUGGAUGGUGUAGGCCGUCGUCUUACCGACAACAAGAUGGUCUACUUUAUCAGUUUUCCGGGUGGUGGUUUCCAAGAAAUCAUCAAUGUUUCGAAAAGAAAGAUGGUAGAGUUGCCUGAUGGUGUGGAUCCAUUACAAGUUGCCGGCUAUGCAAACCCUGUCCUGUCCAGCUGGAUGGCAUUGACCACAAGAACAACGGAUCUACCCAAGGGCUUUACCGUGCUCGUCAUGGGUGCCACCAGCGCCAGUGGUAGAGUCGCUGUCGAUGUUGCGAGACUCCUAGGCGCUGGCAAAGUGAUCGGCAUGUCGCGCGAUAUUGCGACCCUGUCAGCAGUUGGUGUUGACGAGAUGAUCGUUCUCGACAAGACCAUUUCAGACACCGACUGCAGCGCUGCAGCCGAAGUAGACGUCAUUCUCGACUACCUCUACGGUCCUGUUGCACAACAUGUGCUCACCACGGUCAAUUUCACCCGCGCUGUUCAAUAUGUCCACGUCGGAGGUCUUGCAGGAACGGAGAUGAUAUUGCCAGGUGGCGUCCUGAGAUCAAAGAAUCUCACUAUACGAGGAGCCGGACCUGGCAGUUGGUCCCGGGAAGCGAUGCGACCAGAGAUACCCAAAAUCUUGAACGCUUUCAAGAGCUUCGAGCCACAGAAAGUCAAGGUUGUGUCUUUGAGCGAAAUCGAAGAGCACUGGCAUGACAAGGACGAGCGCAUCGUUUUCACACCUUGAGUAGUUAUUAUAUUAUCGAAGUCUUUCUCGACUUAUCACAACACGGCUGCACACUUAGGUUGACAGUAGAGGACUUCCCUCGAAAGGUCCUAUAAACAAUCAAUCAGCAAGAACUUCCUCCCUAUCCGCAAAGUACUGUCACAUUUGUAGCUGUCUUGAGGCAGAGACCUGUUCGGAUCUUGAGCAAUGGCCGCUGAGAUACAUCUUGUUGAUAAAUCCCUGUGUCAAGUCUUUCAAUAUAAGAUAUAACUAUGCAUUGCUUCUGCUCAUUGUCACUCUGCCCUGAUUAUCUGAAGUGGGUAGGUGUGACAGAGUGUAGCACAUGGGGAGGUUCUGUAUAGCGAACAGUCCAACAUGAUUUUGCUUCACGGGAUGAAGCCCAAGAGAAAUGUUUACUUGCCUUUGCGGGCCGACUCGCGGUAUCUUCCAAUCCACUCCGGCUUUCCGAACAAGACAUAGAAUCUC